AUGGCUCCCAAACUUGACCACAUUGUGCUCCUCGUGCCACACGCGGUGCUCUCGACGCUGCCGACCUGGCUGACCGGUGCGUUGACAGUCGUCCCCGGCGGCCAGCAUGCGGGCGGCGUCACGGAGAACCAGCUGGUGCUGUUUCAAGACGGCGUCUACGUCGAAAUUAUAGCGUUUGUCGGCGACGACGCAAAGAAACGGGAGGCGCACCGCUGGGGCCGUCAACCAGAGGGCCAUUUCGUCGACUGGGCCGUGAGCCUGGACAAGCCGACACAGAAAGAGAACGACGAUGCCUUUGCAGAGAUUCAAAAGCGGGUGGCCGCAGCCGGUGCGGGCCUGGGCUACCACGACCUGGUGGACGGCGGCCGGACGACGCCGGACGGGGUCGUUCUCCAGUGGGCGACGGCGUCGCCCGUCGCCCUGCCGGGACACGGCGCCGUGUCGGGCGGCCUGCUCCCGUUCUGGUGCAUUGACCGGACCGACCGGACGCUGCGGGUGCCGUAUGCGACGCGGCCGGAACUAGCACAGCACCCAUCCCAGGCCGUCGGCGUGGCGGGUGUGACGCUGCACGUUGCGGACGCGGCAGUCGUGGACCGGCUGCGCACGGCCUACGACGUCUUGCUGACAAGGAGUGGAGACGGCGCGGAAGACGCGUGGGACGUGGCGGCGCCCGAGACGCCGUCGCACGGGCAGACGGCGACACUGAGCAUUGCCGUGCUGGACAGGACGACAGCAGGACCGGGGAUUCACAGCUGGAUCGAGCUUGCCUUGUUCACGACCGGCCCGGCCAAGAUAGUUGGCGGGCACAUUGUGGACGGCUGGCGAAUCGACAUUCGGCUCGAGUCCGUGGCGUAA
Messenger RNA from Sporothrix brasiliensis 5110, 855 nucleotides. Its product is annotated as glyoxalase family protein. Bases 1 to 855 code for a protein of 284 amino acids. Lineage: Eukaryota; Fungi; Ascomycota; Sordariomycetes; Ophiostomatales; Ophiostomataceae. The transcript has a single exon. The record is from RefSeq and is a predicted model, not a curated record.